Chelonus insularis is the source of this 1299-nucleotide messenger RNA. Its product is annotated as G-protein coupled receptor 143-like. The record is from RefSeq and is a predicted model, not a curated record. The transcript is spliced from 7 exons. Lineage: Eukaryota; Metazoa; Arthropoda; Insecta; Hymenoptera; Braconidae. Gene Ontology annotation, biological process: regulation of calcium-mediated signaling; melanosome organization; cell surface receptor signaling pathway. Gene Ontology annotation, molecular function: L-DOPA receptor activity; L-DOPA binding; L-tyrosine binding. The coding region runs from base 61 to 1146 and encodes 361 amino acids. Gene Ontology annotation, cellular component: melanosome membrane; plasma membrane.
CCGUAAGAGACUUAGUUUAUAAGAUACACGUCUGUGUCUAAAAGUGAGAGCCAAAGAACAAUGGCAGAUCCAACAAUUCAAACUUUUUGUUGUCGGCAUACGAAUAACACUGAUAUGGGAGUAAUUAUUAUGCAAGAAUUCAAUACAGAUGUUUAUAAUACUGUUUGUAUGUUUUCAUCUGCCAUGGGAAUAUUUGGAGCGGUUUAUCAGAUUCUGCCAAGAGAAGAAGCAUCACAUCAACAUCGUUGGCAAAGUUUUUCAUCUUCUCGUGGACGUCAAAUUAUUAUUUGGCUUGCAAUUUCUGACUUAUUUGCAUCGUUAGGAGUAUUUAUCAGAUCUGCACUUUGGAUAAAUAAUAAAACAAUAAUCCCAACCGAAACAGAUACUAAGAGUGUAGUUUUUUGUACAAUUUCAUCGGCUUGGAUACAAUACUUUUAUAUGUCCACAUGGAUAUGGACCCUUUGCUAUGCUAUUGAUAUGAGACUUCUUCUAGGAGAAAAAACAGGAAAACCAAUCUGGUAUCAUGCAGCUGCUUGGGCUUGUCCGGCAAUUCUUACGACAUUUGGUUUGGCUAUUCUUUAUAUUCCAGAUGCAAACUGUCAUGAGUCAGUGUCAAUGAACCUAGCAAUUUUCCGGAUUCUUCCUAAUUAUUGUGCUACGUAUGUUCUUCUAACAGCUGUUAUGAUUGUGAAUCCUUUAUUAUAUCUCGCCUCAACGAAAGAUCUACAAAAUGCGGUGACUUGUAGUCUUGCUCAAGUGACUGGCAGAGAAAGAAAACUCGUUCAAACAAUUAAAGUGAAGUUUGCUUUAACGAAUCUUGUGUAUUACAUUUGUUGGAUUCCUAAUUUAAUCAAUGGAAUUUUAUUGUGGACGUUAUGGUUUCAUUUGCCAGUGAAAGUUAUUAUUACUUUAUGGUAUAUAAUGGCCGUUACAAAUCCUCUUCAGGCGUUUUUUAAUGCUCUAGUGUAUCAGAGAUGGAACCGAAAAGAAAAAUUUGCAUUUUGGUGUAAAAAAUUGUGGAGAUUUAGAAGAGGAAAUUCGACAAAUAAUUCUAGUAAUGAAAUGGAUGAAGUCACACCAUUAUUAACUCCACAUUACGAAUAUUAUACACCCCACACAAGUAUCAAUGGUUCUUCAUCAAUUUAAAAACUGUGAUAUUUUAAACAUAAAUCACAAAAUAUUUUUUAUCAAAUUAGUAUAUAUAAGAAGGCAACGCUUUAAAAUUGUUUAAAUAUAACAAAUUUAUAUUUUUUAUUGUAUUUUUCAUAGAUCCAUUAUUCAUUCAAAUUUUUCUAUUAU